GGAGCUCACGGAGUGACAGCGGCGAGCCCCUGCUUCCCCCCGCGUCCUGGGCCAGGGCAGGUCCGGUCCGCGACCAGCCGCUCCUGCACGCUCUGCGCUCCCACGCGCCGCGUCCUUCCUCCCCACUUUCUCCUCCAGCUGGCCAGCCCACCAUCACCUUCUGGCGAGACCCAGCUGCCCACUCCUGGUCUCACCGGCUCGGGAAGAAGUGUUGGUGGCAUUUUUUUUUAAAAGCCCUGUUUCAGGGGAAGGCACGAGGGGGAAGGAUGAGAAAUUCCCUGCUGUGCCUCUGGGCUGUCUAUUGUUGCUUGGCGGCGGGAAGCCCCGCAUCACUGGGUCCCCAGGGGCCGCUGGAAGAUGAGCUUCACUACCCCAGUGGAGUACAGGUUGCAGCCAAACCCUCUGUGACAUUUAACUUCCGCACUUCUGAAGACCCAGAGCAUGAUGGGUGCUACCUCUCCCUUGGUGACAACCAGCCCUUAGAAGACUGUGGCUUCAACAUGACAGCCAAAACUUUUUUCAUCAUUCAUGGAUGGACGAUGAGUGGCAUGCUGGAAAGCUGGUUGCACAAACUCGUGGCAGCCCUGCAGAUGAGAGAGAAGGAUGCCAAUGUAGUGGUGGUUGACUGGCUGCCCCUGGCACACCAGCUGUACACAGACGCUGUCAAUAAUACCAGGGUGGUGGGUCACAGGGUGGCAAAGAUGCUCGACUGGCUACAGGAGAAGGAAGAUUUUUCUCUUGGGAAUGUUCACUUGAUUGGCUACAGUCUUGGAGCACACGUGGCAGGCUAUGCUGGUAACUACGUCACAGGAACGGUGGGAAGGAUCACAGGUCUGGAUCCCGCGGGGCCCAUGUUUGAGGGGGUGGACAUCGACAAGAGGCUGUCCCCAGACGACGCAGACUUUGUGGAUGUCCUGCACACCUACACACGUUCCUUCGGCUUGAGCAUUGGGAUCCAGAUGCCUGUGGGCCACAUUGACAUCUACCCCAAUGGUGGUGACUUCCAGCCAGGCUGUGGAUUCAAUGAUAUCUUAGGAUCGAUUGCAUAUGGAACAAUCACAGAGGUGGUGAAGUGUGAGCAUGAGCGUGCCGUGCACCUCUUCGUUGACUCGCUGGUGAACAAGGACCAGCCGAGCUUUGCGUUCCAGUGCUCGGACUCCAACCGCUUCAAAAAGGGAAUCUGUCUCAGCUGCCGGAAAAACCGUUGUAAUAGCAUUGGCUACAACACGAAGAAAAUCAGGAAUAAGAGGAACAGCAAAAUGUACCUAAAAACCCGGGCAGGCAUGCCUUUCCGAGUGUACCAUUAUCAGAUGAAAAUCCACAUCUUCAGUUACAAGAACAGGGGGGAAAUCCAGCCUACCUUCUAUGUUACUCUGUAUGGCACUAACGCAGAUUCCCAGAUUCUGCCCUUGGAAAUAGUGGAGCAGAUCGGCCUGAACGCCACCAACACCUUCCUGGUCUACACAGAGGAGGACUUGGGUGAUCUCCUGAAGAUCCGGCUCGCGUGGGAGGCCACAUCCCAAUCCUGGUACAACCUGUGGAAGGAGCUCCGCAGCUACCUGUCUCAACCCGGCAACCCCUCGAGGGAGCUGCACGUGCGGCGCAUGCGCGUCAAGGCUGGGGAGACUCAGCGGAAAUUGACAUUUUGUGCAGAAGACCCUGAGAAAACUAGCAUCUCCCCUGGCCAAGAGCUGUGGUUCCACAAGUGUAGAGAUGGCUGGAAAAUGAGGAAGGAAAUGGAAAAUGAGAUCAGUCCCAUGGUGAAUCUGGCCUGAGGUGACCAGGAUGAUCUGCAGCCUGCACCCCAACACUGCUGUCCAGGCACAUGGAGGAAAGUUACUGCUGAGGACCAACCUGAUGGAAGGCUCCUCUCAGCCUUGAUCUUGGAGCCCGGGGAGGAGCUUGCUUGCUGGACUCAUCUUUGUCUUCUAUGACGACUGGCUUAUGCAGAAAGGGACCGCAUUGCUGCAGCUCCAGAUGCCAUUCUAGAAGAUUCAAACUCCAAAUCUCCGUUGACACUUCAAGAUCCCAGUCCAGACUUUUGCACCAGAAUGUCCAGGACCCUUACCCAUACUGGGCAGGACACCAGUCGCUGUGUGAUCCCUGGCUUUGCCCGACAACAGGCAACAUGGCCUCUGAAGGGGCUCUUCGUGGAGGGCUGGCAGCUGCUUGGCCUCACUGAGCCACAGUGACAGGUCUUUCCCUUGGGAGUUGACUCAUGUCCCAGUGGCAGGCCUGUUCCCUCAUUGGUCCAAGAGAGGGGACAGUAGACUGUUGGAGUUGUGGGAGUCCCCAUGAGACGCAUCGAUGGGUAUUGGUUCUGUCUUCGCCAUUCCGCUCUGCUCCCUACGUCCCUUCUGAAGCACGCACUAACAGCGUUCUUCCUUUUUCCCCCAUUAUCCUUACUUUGAUUGGACAAAAAUGUUUGUUAGACAAUUGAACAUGACUAAACCUCUGCAUUUGGAACCAAUGGGACUGGGGUUCCUAGAAUUCCAGUUUAGUGGCCCAAGAGUAUACAAGUCAUGAAAGACAGUGACAAGGAGGAGGGCUAAAGGCUGAAAGAGUUGAGGACCCUGAGCCAUUAAGUGGUUCCCACCUAUGUUUUUGUCUUAAUUCACAUCUGCCAUUUCCUCCAAAACUGACAUGCUUGGGCACUAGCAGAAUAGCAGGAGGGAGGUCACACAUAGUAAGGCCCCACUGCUGGCCAGUUGCUAGCUAUGAUUGCUUUGGAGCAAAUGUUUUCUGUUUAGCGAGCGGGAAGAGGCUACGUGUGUCCUUCCUCCCUGCCCCUGCGGACAGGCCGGCCCUAAGACUUGACACGGCACUCUUUCCUCUGGGACAGACGCAUUCUGCUGUCAUGUUGAACUCAGAAAAGCCUUGGAUUCUAGAUCUUGAUUGCAAUGAAUAAACUUGGUGUCUGAGACACCCUUUUAUACUUUUCA
Molecule: messenger RNA, 2942 nt
Organism: Jaculus jaculus (lesser Egyptian jerboa)
Lineage: Eukaryota; Metazoa; Chordata; Mammalia; Rodentia; Dipodidae
Gene: Lipg
Product: lipase G, endothelial type
Exons: 10
Coding region: 267-1775 (502 amino acids)
Biological process (GO): lipid metabolic process
Molecular function (GO): lipoprotein lipase activity; protein binding
Source: RefSeq, a predicted model, not a curated record